AUGGCAAUCUGGGUUCCUCUCUUCCUCCUGGCUUGUAUCACACAAUUGAGCCAGUCAUCAAGAACAAACCUCUACGAUGGUGUAAGAGACGAUGAUCAGUGGCUGCUGCAGCAGAAGCAACAACAACGAUGCUCCAACAUCUCCGACUGCAAAUAUUUCGUGUAUUCAUCUGCACAGGGGAGGAGCAGCAGCUGCCGCUAUGGACAAUGUAUCGGUGGUAGCUGCGGAUGCAGUAAUACUACUACAAGUGGUGCUGCAACUGUGACAGAUGACACAAACUAUGAGGGUUGUAACAAAGGCGGGCAUUGCGGAGUGGAUGCAGAUUGCGCAAAACACUGCCACAGAAGCUGUACACUCACCUGUAGCUGUGGACAGUGCUGGUGUGGCUGCAGUUGA
Linum trigynum is the source of this 396-nucleotide messenger RNA. NCBI's taxonomy places the organism in Eukaryota, Viridiplantae, Streptophyta, Magnoliopsida, Malpighiales, Linaceae. The record is from the annotation of a GenBank genome assembly.